This is a messenger RNA of Dracunculus medinensis (Guinea worm), 309 nucleotides long. Lineage: Eukaryota; Metazoa; Nematoda; Chromadorea; Rhabditida; Dracunculidae. The record is from the annotation of a GenBank genome assembly.
AUGCGAAAGGAAGUCGUUGUAAAAGGAGCACUUCAACUCAAAAAAGGUGGAAAAAUAUUCAAAAGAAAGAAGAAAGAUAACGUGGAUUUACGCAACAUUGAUUUAACCAUUCAUCGCGAAAAUAACGCUUUGAAUACUCAUAAAACAUCAGCUGAACUUGCUUUUGAGAAGCGCCAACAAGAAAAUCAAUUUGACCGUCUUAUAAAAAAAGCUUCUGUUAGCCAUCGUGAGAAAGUCGAGAAAUUCAAUGCACAAAUGAGUGAAUUAACAGAAUUUAAUGAUAUUCCGAAAGUUUCCUGGACGAAAUAA